AUGAAUUUACCCCCUCCAUGGAAUACUGUAAAAUUUGUAGGCUCCUGUAUUGGUUUGGUCUGUCUUGCCAGACCCCCAUAUUUAACUGUAAGAACUUUCAUUUGCAACCCGAUCACCAGAGAGUAUGUUAGGCUUCCAGAAAUUAACAAAUAUUCUGAUGAUGCUUAUUGGACUUGCGGAUAUGGUUAUGCUGCUUCAACCAAUGAGUACAAGGUCGUAGCAAUAAUGUCGACCGAGUUUGAAGAAGUUUUUGUAUAUACUCUAGGCAGUGGCAAAGGAUGGAGGAACCUUGGAAAGUUCAAAAUUGGAGAAAGCACAUACGACUGGGAACUAGGUGUCUUUGCCAAUGGAGCUCUUUAUUGGAAGGAUAUCGAAUUAGGAAUGAUAACAGCCUUCGAUUUGGCCGAGGAAAAGUUUUUUAAAAAAAUUUCACCACCUCCUUUGCCACGAGACACUCAUUGGCAUUGUCAUGAAUUAAGGGUUUUGGACGGGGUUUUGUUUUUUGCUAUGUAUCUAGUUGUCAGAGACGCUGAAUUUUUUGAUAUAUGGUUGUUGAAAAAGAAGAAUGAUAAUCAAGAUAAGAAACAAGGGAAGGGAAGUGCUUCAAAGAAAAACAAAAAGAGAAAAGGGAACGAACAUCCGUCAUUGGGUUGGAGUAAAGAGUUUAGGGUUAAGAAAAGCCAAUUAGUAUCCGUUACGAGGAGUGCCGGAGUUUUAAAUUACACUGAUAACUGCCUUAACAUUUGCAACACAAAAGCUUCAACUUCGAAAAGGCUUGUGGAUUUUAAGGAAUUGGCUUGUGUCUCAUUACCUCGUCAGAAGUCGAAAUUAUAUUGCCAACUGUUCCAAUUAGUGUGGCUUAUGCUGGAUAGUAAUGUUUCAGAAGAAUCUUGCGACGCCUAUAUGAGAUAG
This is a messenger RNA of Papaver somniferum (opium poppy), 912 nucleotides long. RefSeq lists its product as uncharacterized. The transcript has a single exon. Lineage: Eukaryota; Viridiplantae; Streptophyta; Magnoliopsida; Ranunculales; Papaveraceae. The coding region runs from base 1 to 912 and encodes 303 amino acids. The record is from RefSeq and is a predicted model, not a curated record.